Molecule: messenger RNA, 8692 nt
Organism: Nylanderia fulva
Lineage: Eukaryota; Metazoa; Arthropoda; Insecta; Hymenoptera; Formicidae
Gene: sei
Product: potassium voltage-gated channel seizure
Biological process (GO): regulation of membrane potential; potassium ion transmembrane transport
Cellular component (GO): plasma membrane
Molecular function (GO): inward rectifier potassium channel activity
Source: RefSeq, a predicted model, not a curated record
GAGACAGAGAGAAAAAGAGAGACGUCGACCCGUCUCGCGCCUCCUCUCGCGCGAAUCAGUUCUCCGACUGAACACACGACGGCGACUCGCGGAAACCGCGGGACUCGGGUGAAAGCGACGAGGGUAAUCGCGUCGUCGCGAAUUCGUUAUCGGUCACUCGCGAACUCGCGUUCGCGAAAAUACGAGAGAGAGAGAGAAGGAGAGAGGAUAGAGGGAGAUAUUACUUGCGGAACACGCGGCGGAGCAACAGUGUUCGGCGACCUUCUUCUGGAGUGCGCCGGCCGGAGACGGUGAUAGGGGGCAAGUCAGGUGUCUCCACGCUCGAGCAGAGGCAGAGGAGUUCGAGAGAGGGUCGCGAGGUCAGCGAGAGGGCAUCGUGUCUCCGCGAUUUGGUUCCGCGAAGGCGUGGUGGGUCACGUUUGCGGGUGACAGCGCAAACACGUGAAAGAGAAGGACAUGGGAUUGAUAGUGAAACUAAUCGCGAUAUGUGCUGAUCGAUCGAGAGAUAGGUAUCUCUAAUCGAAUAAGACAGAGACUAGUGAUAGAAUCGAAGAGUAUAAAGAACUUUCGCCGAUUAUUAUGCAUCAUCCGAAUAUCUCGGUCAACUUCCCAACGUCAUCCCCCGUAACGAUCUGAUCUCGACGCGCGCUUCGUGGCUUGCUCGUGAUAAGUGUCGUAUGCGAAGGAUUUUUUACGGAAUUCGGCGUGGCUACGCGUGUCGAGGGAUAUCCCGAGAGAGCGGACCGCGACAAAGGCGGUAGUCGGGCAUGGUCGCGGAGGAUGAGGAAGAAAUACAAAAAUAGCUGUCCUCGUGGUUGACCGGAGAUGCACAGCUGACCAGCCGCGUCAGGGUACGAGAGAGCGAGAGAGAGAGAGAGAGGGAGAAAGAAAGAGAGAGAGAAGGAAAAAAGGAGAGGAAAAGGAAUGUUCGAUUAACAUAAGCGAGCGCUACGUCUCCGCGACAACCUUUCGGUUCUUUUGAACGAAGAAUCGAUUCGAUCGCGGGGUUUCGUGUAAACGCUCCGACUGCAAAACACACCACGUGCCUUCACCGUCGUCGUCGAACAGCUCCGCUACCCUGGGCGUCGCGACGCCCAACUCCCUCUCGCACGGGCCGAAGACGAGGAAUUGUUUUUUCUCCAUCGUUCGAGUACCGAGCGACUCAACAACGACGUCGUGGAAAUGUCCGACUUAUGCGCCUCAUCAUCGAGACACCCACCGUUCGCGAUCUCGACCCUCGUGACGUCUGACUUCGAUCCCACCAGGUCCAUCGGCGAGAUCCGCGAGUAUCGCCGAGGAGUGCCUGCGGUCAGGAACGCGAACCCGCCGAGGAUCGAAGCCACGAGGUUGUUGACCCGCCGCAUCGCGACGCCGUCGCGUCAAUAUUUUUCGGCUAUAUCGGAUCGCACGAUCAUAAAUUGAGGAUUCCCGAGGAAUAGGAAUUCAACGAUAUGAGAGCCUGUCGACGAGGGAGGACGAAUCACGUCAAGGACGGACGAGUCGCGACGGAGGCGUCGUCGUAGCUCGUCUCCCUGAAUCGUCGACGACGAUCAGGUGGAGACCGAAUCCUGCGGAGGGUUCGCCGAAAAACGCCGGCCGUAAGAAAGAUCCGUAUAUAUUUCCCGCAUAUCUAUAAAUAGAUGUUUUCUCGCGUGGAUACCGCCUCUUGAAAUACAUCCGUUGGCCACGGCACACAUCACGAAAGUGACGACGCGUGCACGUGCGACACGUAUGUCGGCCGUUCGACAAGGUGGUGGUACCGACCUUCCUCGUGGACGAUCGACGACAGGACGCUCCGCGCCGAAGAUCUUAAACGUAUAUCUAGAUAGAGACGAGAAUUUUCCGGGUCCAAAACGAACAGUCGGCAGAUUACGUCGGCGUCGAGCCUUUCGCGAUUCGUAGCCGCGCUCUCUCCUGAUAGUCUCCGAAUUCGCAACAUAUCGCGAAGACGAGACCAAGACCAAGAACAACGACCACGCGACCCCGGUGCUCCUGUGCGGACGGAGUAAAAGACACGAGAUAAGAGAGCAGCUGCGCGGGAAAGACAACAAUCUCUUCCUCGUUUAGCUGCCCGUACGCUUCUUCGUGUCCGCUAAGAAGCCCGAGGAAAGCAGAGACGAAUGCAUCGCUGAUUUACGCCGCGAUCUUCGUCCGAGAUUACAGCAACGAAAAAAAAAAAAAAAAAAAAAAGAUAUAUAUAUCUUUCUUUUCUCUUUCCUCCUUGAGUCAAAAGUCGCGCGAUACGUUACUCUAUCUUACGGCUAUGAUCGCUAUGCUCAACUCGUGCUGUGCUUUUUCUACCGUGCUCGUGCAUUGUAUGCCGCGAGUGUUUUUUCCUAGUGCUUUAGUAUUAUCGCGCGAUAAAUUAGAGAUAUAGGGCCCGUCGCGCCCACGUCACACGGUCAAACGCGGAAGUUUCGGCUGUCCAGAUACCUGAUAAUUCCUGUUCCUGAGAUGCCUGUUAGACGAGGUCACGUGGCGCCCAGAACUACGAUCAUCGAGACCAUCAUCAGAAAGUUCGAUACACACGAUCGAAGCUUUUUAGUGGCGAAUGCGCAACAGGGACUAUGCCACAUUAUCUACUGCUCGGACGGUUUCUGCCGGCUGACGGGCUUCUCAAGGGCCGAGGUGAUGCAGCGUCCGGCGGUCUGCGACUUCCUCCAUGGACCAAUGACGUCACCGCACGCGGUCGCGGCCCUACGAGACGCCCUCGCCGCUGGCGUCGAAAAGCACUUCGAGAUCCUUUACUACAGAAAGGACGGAACCAAGUUCCUCUGCAGCGAGGUAAUAGCGCUAAUAAGGAGCGAGGUGGACGAUAUUUGCCUACAAAUCAUAAACUUCGAGGACCUGAGCUCGCAACCACCGCCGCAGCCUGCGAUCCCGCCGCCAAGUCAGGCCAACAACAGGCUCGCGACACGCUUCGACAGGGCAAGGGCGUCCUUCCGGGCUGGCUUGUCGAGGACUGGUGUCGUUGGUCCACCGAGAGUCCGGAAUCGACCGCGCACGACGACUAAUUUGCCUCAUCGACUUGCUGACGGGACCAUCCUCGACGAGGACGCUUCUGAGAAUUGCCCGUUAACAUGUGGCUCGCCCACAAUGAUGGAAUCUUGGGGUCCUGGGAGAACCGGCACGCCACCACCGGGUCUGCCACCCCCGCCUUUGACGGGGAGCAACAACAAUGGUGGCGCAACAACGUCGGCGAUUAUCCCGGGUGUCAUACCGCAGCCCGGCACUACCGCUCCCAUCGCCAGUCCCGAGGGAGUGAGCGACGUCUCGCAAAAGUCGGGAAUUUGGGAGGGUGCGAAUUCGUCGUCGGGUGGAGCCGCGGAAGGUCCCUCGCGGAGUGUUUCUCACGCAGCGAGUUUGGAUGCGAUCUCGAAGAGAGCCGUGAAACCGGAAACGGCGAGGGUGCCUUGUCGCAGUCUCACCUGCAGCGUCUUAGCGGGUCGAGGGAGCGAACAUGUCACCCUCGAGCGACGACCAGCCACAGUCGAUAAUCUAGCCGAAGCGAAACAUUCGAAAAUAUUUCCUGGCGUCGCGUCUGAAAGUGAUCUGCAGAAAUGGCGAACGUCCAAAGACCGAAAAUCGCCAUCUCUGAGUCAGAUGGGACCAGAUUCCAUCAAACACAAAUUUUCCUUACAAGACAAUGGAUCUGCAAAGUAUUUUCAAGGAGCGAUGCACACACCGAACAUGGGAGAAAAAGUCGCUCAGGUACUGUCCCUCGGAGCAGACGUUCUCCCAGAGUACAAAUUACAAUCCCCCAGAAUCCACAAGUGGACCAUAUUACACUAUUCGCCGUUCAAGGCGGUCUGGGAUUGGGUUAUAUUGUUACUCGUGAUGUACACCGCCAUAUUUACGCCAUAUGUCGCCGCCUUCGUUCUGUCGGAUCCGGAUUAUAACACCAGAAAGAAUAAGAAGUACGGUGACGACCCCAUCGUCAUUAUAGACUUGAUAGUCGACGUCACCUUCAUCGUGGACAUUAUUAUAAAUUUUCGCACGACGUUCGUCAACAGCAACGAUGAAGUGGUGUCCCAUCCUGGAAAGAUAGCCGUCCAUUACCUGAAGGGUUGGUUCAUCAUCGACCUGGUGGCUGCCAUUCCUUUCGACCUUCUACUCGUUGGCUCGGAUACUGACGAGCUCGGCUUGGACAAGGACGAGACAACAACCCUGAUCGGACUUUUGAAGACGGCCCGUCUAUUGCGCCUCGUCAGGGUAGCCAGAAAGAUCGAUAGAUACAGCGAGUACGGAGCUGCGGUUUUAUUGCUCUUAAUGGCCACCUUCGCCCUCAUUGCUCAUUGGAUGGCGUGCAUAUGGUACGCCAUAGGAAACGCCGAGAGACCGACCCUGAAGAGUAAAGUUGGUUGGCUGGAUAUGUUAGCCAACGACACGCAUCAGUUUUAUUUUCACAAUAACACUGGUGGACCGAGUAUAAAAAGUCGCUAUAUCACGGCGCUAUAUUUUACCUUCAGUAGUCUUACGUCCGUAGGCUUUGGGAAUGUGGCACCCAAUACCGACACCGAGAAAAUCUUUACAAUAAUCGUCAUGUUAAUCGGAUCCCUGAUGUACGCUAGCAUCUUCGGUAAUGUAUCGGCGAUUAUUCAGAGGUUGUACAGCGGCACAGCUCGAUAUCACACGCAAAUGCUUCGAGUCAGGGAAUUUAUAAGAUUCCAUCAAAUCCCGAAUCCCCUUCGCCAGCGAUUGGAAGAAUAUUUUCAACACGCGUGGACGUAUACGAACGGCAUCGACAUGAACAGUGUUCUAAAAGGAUUCCCCGAGUGCCUUCAGGCUGACAUCUGUCUUCAUCUCAAUAGGAAUCUUUUAAACAAUUGCCGAGCCUUCGAGGCGGCCAGUCCAGGCUGUUUAAGGGCAUUAUCCUUAAAGUUUAAGACGACACACGCGCCGCCGGGUGAUACUUUAGUUCAUCGCGGAGACGUCCUGACCUCCCUGUAUUUUAUAUCUCGCGGGAGUAUAGAAAUCUUAAAGGACGACAUUGUGAUGGCCAUUCUGGGCAAGGACGAUAUAUUCGGCGAGAAUCCGUGCAUUUAUCCGACGGUCGGAAAAUCGUCCUGUAAUGUUCGCGCCCUUACUUAUUGCGAUCUUCAUAAAAUCCAUCGAGAUGAUCUACUUGAUGUUCUGGCGCUUUAUCCAGAGUUCUCCAAUCACUUCAGCCAAAAUCUCGAGAUUACUUUCAACAUGCGAGAUGAGGAACAGGCUGGUGUCGAUCCAAUAUCAGCAAGGUUUCCUAUCAGCACUCCGACUGACGUCGACGUCGACGCCAGGAGGUUCGCUUUCCGUCCACCAAGAUAUCGUCGAGGACCCGGUGGUCCUGGCACAAAUCUUAUUCCCACAGGUCGACAAGAUUCCUUGCAAGACGAUCAAGAUGACUAUGAUAAAGGCAGUGGCCAUGGGAUCUUAGAAUUCAGCACAGACAAAGCCGGUCAGGAUGUAACACCGUUGAAUCUGGAAUUCGACGAGCCCAAGCAGAGAAGUUCAACCUUAAAUUCGAUAACUGGCAUGCUAACCCAUCUCAAGCGCAGCAUACCGGAUCUACGUCAGCACAAGAUUCACCUGCAGCCGCUUACCAGCCACGAUUACCUCGCCAAGCAAAUAACCACGCCACUGACGAAAGCGGCGCGCCGGAGUUCCGCUACUGGCGAGAGUAGCCUCAGUCACAACGUCGUUCAUCCCACUUCGACAACGUCAAGCCACUACACCACACCGUCGCCCCCGCAGCAUCCUCAUUCCCAUGGCGACUUCCAGAGCGGCCCGGGUCGGCCCGUGGAGGAGAUCAACGCCAGGAUCGAUCUGUUGUCGCGACAGGUGUCCUCGCUAGAGCACGCGAUGGCCGGCGACAUCAGAUUGAUUCUGAGCUUGCUCCAGCAGACGCUCAACUCAUCCAGAGAGAGCUCCAGCAUCGAGAUGAUGCCGGGAACAGCGGGCGCGAGACAGAGCAGCCGGGCACCGGCCCUGGUCCAGAGAUCGGCGAGCGAGCCGCAACCGCCGACGGUUCCGGCGAGCAACGGAAACGGAAAGAUUCAGCCCAGCACGUCGCACGGCUUGUUCAGUAAACCUCCCACGAGGGAGCCGACCUCCACGUCAUCGGGCACGUCGCGGCUGACCGUCACGUCGGAGACGUCCGCGCUCGCAACUGCGUUGCAAACGGCACUGAACACCCGCACUGGACCCACGAGGUCGCAGAGCCAGCCGGUUGAUCUGGCCGUACCUAUCAGCACGCAGCAGCAAGCUCAUGCUUGGCACAGUCAGCCCGCCGCCUUCAGAAGGGGUGAAUACCGGAGUGGCGUGCCCUGCGACAGAUACAGCUCGUUCAAUAAACGCUCGGAGCCGGAGGGCGAGGAUCCCUGGAGCUGCGUGGUCUCGGAGGAACGAGGUGCCGGUGCCCAGCGUCCUCGUAGCGGCGACUCGCGCAAGGACUCGUCGAGCCAUCGGAGUGGCAACGGUACCGAGUCUGGGUCGGGUCAGCAAGGUCGGUCAGAGGGUAGACAGCAGGAAGGCAGAGGACAGCAGGCGAGCGGGUCGCGACAGCAGGACUCCUCGAGACAGACCAGCGAAGACAUGUCCUGGGAGUUCACGAUAAACGAGGCGCCGAUCGCCAGGCUCGAGUCCCUGGAUGAGCUCGAUCAGGAUCACGGUAGUUAAGGGAAAAGUAGGGAAACGUGAUUUGUCAGCUGACAGCUAUACGACAUCGCCGUGAGGAUCGGCUCGUCCUCUCGAGGGAACGACAUUCGCGGAAAGUCGCGAUGAGAAGCGCGAGCCGGGGCCGUUUGAUCCCUCUCUCGAGGGAAUCUCGUUUUUAAUUCGAUCGAGCAACUUAGUCGACGCGACGCGACGCUUAUCUCCAAGUUAAAUCAUUACAGCCGAGCCGCGAGCAACGUAACGCGACGCCUGCAGGUCGACCUUAGAGCGUGUAACGUUGAAGGAAGCGUAGAGGGUUGAAAGUAGGAAUUCUCCAUUUGCUAAUAUCUCGUUUACAUUAUAAAGAAAAAUUAACAAGAUCGACAUAGCGAAUUGAGGUAUAAUAAACGUUGUCUAUACAUCGAGAUGAUUUUUUAAACUUUUUAUUCGAAUUAUGAUAUCAAAAAUAUAAGGUACUUGUAAUAAUAAUAUUGCACGAAUUGUGAGAAUUAUAAGAGUAUUAUGAUAGAGAGGUUUCGAAAAAUUAUAUAUUACGAUAAGAUAUUAAUGUUAAGCGUUGAGAAAAAAAUCGAAGAAACAUUUGACGUUUUUUAAAAAUAAAAAUAUUAAACUAUGAACUAUAUGCUUCCUCCGGCUUGCGUACGCUCUAGAAACAUCAACGGACCUGUAAGCGCAAAGAUCAUUUUUUUUGUACUCGUAAUAGCGGCGAGAGAAAUCUGCUGCGAAAUGUACAUUUUCGUAUAAUGUAAAUGUACCUUUAUUUUUAUUUGCCAAGAGUAUCUCUCGCGUUAUACCGAUGACAUGUAGCGGCCGUCAUGUCUCGUUUCGUCAUCUCUGCUAAUCCGGAUUUAAACUUACGAUUGCUUAUUAAAAAAAAAAAAUCAUCGUACGAUUUUAGGCUCUUCAAACAUAUUCCGGCUUCAGGUCGACGAGCGCUUGUCUCUUCGGGAUUCCCGACAGCAGUUCGGACAAUUCGAUAUUCGUUUCUUCAUAUCGAUUUUUUACGCGUCGAAGAGAAGCAAACGAAAGAAAUAUACCGCAUCGCCAAUUAGACGCCAAUUAUUUUACUCACACAAGAUCGCAAAUAAUUAUUUAUAUAUAUUUACACGUUGACACACUCGUAAGCGCUGUAUAUCAUAAGGUAGGCACGAUUAAAGGCGAAAGAAAAAUGCGUUGAAAGUACAUACAUACAUAUGAAAUCGCGGAGAUUUUGACGGAGGACGAAAUCGUGAACCAAGUGUUUCGUCUUGCGCGAGAUUGAACGGUCAAAAAAAUAAAAGAAAUAUCUAACCCGUUAGAUAUCGCAUAGAUAUUCUCACAAUAAACACACGACAAGUUUGCAAUAAUUAAACGUAUGUUGAAAAAAAGAUUAACGUUUUAGCUGAUUUAUUAUGGUAGCACGAAAUAUUUUGGCAGCCUUCGAUUCACGUUCCCGCCGCAUUUCAAUAUUAAAUUCGGUAGAAAUGCAAUAAAUUUUCGUAUCGAUAUCUCUUCGCUGGAAAGUGAAAGAGCGAAAAGUAGUUUUCGAGCAAAUAGUCGCGAUUUCUGGCGGGUUAAUUAAUUAAGACGAUCGAAUUAGGGCAUCUUCUUUUUUAUUCUUGCUUAUAUAGGCAACGUUAGACGACGGUAUUAAGGUAACAAUACUUAAGACAAGUUUCGCGGUGCGGAAAGAUAUUGUCACAUAGUAAUUUAAGCCGGAACUUCGGUAGAAAACACGAAAAGAAACAAUUUUUUUUAGCCGCCAUACAAAGUAAUAGCCAUGUCCUUUAUACAGACAGAACGUGACAGGAUGACGCCUUAGACGAUUAUCAAGAUUCUUAUAAUUAUGAUUGUUAUAUUACGUAAUUAUUAUUAUGAUGAUUACUAUUAUUAUUAGUACUCUUAUGAUUAUUAUUGUUAUUAUUAUUAUCACUAUUGUAUAGCAAUGAAAGAAGCGCGAGGGAAGAAGGGAGAUGAAGAAAAUAACACCGAUGACAUAAUGCCUACGCAAUAAUAUAUAUUUCUACAUAUAUAUACAUAUACAGAGAGGUGAAAACAU